CGAUACGAUCCGCCGAAUUAAGUUCGUGCACGUACGCACGCACCGGGACACCAGCAACCCCCAACAGCGCCACUGUCCAGUGCGCGCGUCAAGCUUGCUUAGCUAGCCGCCAUGGCCUCCCUCGCCGCCGUCUCCGUGAAGCCCGUGGCCAUCAAGGGUCUCGCCGGCAGCUCCAUCUCCGGAAGGAAGCUCGCCGUCGCCAGGCCGUCGGCCCGCUCCAUCCGCAGGCCCCGCGCAGCCGCCGUGGUGGCCAAGUACGGCGACAAGAGCGUCUACUUUGACCUCGACGACAUCGGCAACACCACCGGACAGUGGGACCUCUACGGCUCUGACGCGCCCUCGCCCUACAACCCGCUACAGAGCAAGUUCUUCGAGACGUUCGCGGCUCCGUUCACCAAGAGAGGUCUGCUGCUCAAGUUCCUGCUGCUGGGCGGCGGCUCACUUCUGGCCUACGUCAGCGCGUCGGCGUCACCGGACCUCCUGCCGAUCAAGAAGGGACCUCAGGAGCCGCCGCAGCCGGGCCCGCGCGGCAAGAUCUAAGCUCAGCUUCUCCAUUUGCAUGGUCUAGUAGCUUGCUUUGUACUGCUAGCGCCGGUCGAUCCGUCGCAAUCGUCAUGGAUCAUCUCUCUAUCUUGUUGUUACGCUGUUCAUAAUUUGGUAUAUUUGCCAUUCCGCUAUUGUGUACUCUUUGGCAUACAUACAAUAAUUAAAAUGGCGUUGCGUGGCUCUC
Molecule: messenger RNA, 730 nt
Organism: Zea mays
Lineage: Eukaryota; Viridiplantae; Streptophyta; Magnoliopsida; Poales; Poaceae
Product: photosystem I H subunit 1
Exons: 2
Coding region: 112-540 (142 amino acids)
Biological process (GO): photosynthesis
Cellular component (GO): photosystem I reaction center; chloroplast thylakoid membrane; photosystem I
Source: RefSeq, marked validated